AUGUACAGGGUACGUUCUCAACCGGCCUUAUCCUUUAUAGACCUCCAGAUAGCCAAGGAAGGAUCACAGGCUCCAAGGAACGUUCCGAACAGCUUGUUGAAGAUGCUCCGCAUUGCCUCUAGAACCAUUGGUCCCGUGGGAUCCACUCGUCUUUGCCUAAGGGCCUUGUCUACUAAUAGCCCAAAGAUAUAUGACUUUGAAGAGAUCAAGAAAUUGGUUGAAAAGCCCGAUUCGACGAAGAUUCUGAUCGAUGUGAGGGAGCCUAGCGAGCUGGAGUCAUACAAGAUGCCCACGUCAAUCAAUAUCCCCUUGCAAAGCGCACCAGGUGCGCUGGGACUGCCUAAGGAAGAAUUCAAGGAAGUGUUCCAGUUCCCUAAGCCAGGGAAAGAUCAGCAACUGAUCUUUUUCUGCCUAAAGGGUAUCAGAGCCAAGGCAGCUGAGGAGCUCGCAAGGUCUUACGGCUACGAAGAUACGGGUCUUUACCCUGGGUCGAUUAACGACUGGCUGCAGAAGGGCGGAGCCGAUGUCACGCCAAGAUGA
Molecule: messenger RNA, 540 nt
Organism: Torulaspora globosa
Lineage: Eukaryota; Fungi; Ascomycota; Saccharomycetes; Saccharomycetales; Saccharomycetaceae
Gene: RDL2
Product: thiosulfate sulfurtransferase RDL2
Exons: 1
Coding region: 1-540 (179 amino acids)
Cellular component (GO): mitochondrion
Molecular function (GO): thiosulfate-cyanide sulfurtransferase activity
Source: RefSeq, a predicted model, not a curated record